AUGGCAAAUCUCCUCCCAAUGCUGGAACUCAAACUAAAUGAAACUUUCUCACCAGUCCUGUUGCAACCCUUUUCGCUCAGAUAUUUACUUCCUCUUGCCAUAUUCCUCAUUCUGUUUUACAGAUGGUCUUCUUCUCAUACCAAAUCACCAUCUGCACCACCAUCUCCACCAAAGCUGCCCGUGAUUGGAAAUCUCCACCAAAUAGGGUUGCUCGCACACCGCUCUCUUCAAGCCCUAGCACAACGCUAUGGCCCUGAUCUAAUGCUCCUUCAUUUCGGAAGCAGACCGGUCGUAAUUGUCACGUCCACCAACGCUGUCUCUCAGAUCUUCAAAACCCACGACCUCGCCUUCUCUGACAGACCCAAGCUUAUCCUCUUCGAGAAGCUUGCGUACAAUUACAGGGACAUCGUGGGGGCGCCUUACGGUAGGAAGUAUAGUGAUCGGGCGGAAGGUCGUGGGAGGAUGUUUAUGGAGCUUUCUACAGAGCUGUCACAGAUGUUCACAAGGGUCAACAUUGGUGACUAUAUCCCAUGGCUUGCUUGGUUCACCCGUGUGAAUGGUUUGGAUGCAAAACUAGACGAUCUGGCUAAGAGGGUGGAUGGCUUCAUGGAUAUGGUUAUUCAAGAGCAUAUGGAUAAAUCAAACAAUGGAAAUGAUGAUGAUGAUGAUCACGAGGACGAAAAAGAUUUUGUGGAUGUUUUGCUUUCGAUUCAGAAAGAAAAUGCACUUGGUUAUCGCAUCGAUCGAAUUAGCAUCAAGGCUAUCAUCCUGGAUAUGUUUGUGGGUGGCACCGACACCAUAUCUACCACUCUAGAGUGGGCAAUGUCUGAACUUUUGAGAAAUCCAGAGACGAUGAAGAAGUUACAAAAUGAAGUUAGAGGCAUAGUUGGAAAUAAAAAGAAUGUAACUGAGGAAGAUUUGGUUGGAAUGCACUACUUGAAGGCGGUAACCAAAGAGACUUUUCGCUUACAUCCUCCAGGUCCGUUACUAUUGCCCAGGAUGUGCAACAAAGAUGUGAAAAUUAAAGGUUACACCAUUAAGGCUAAUACACAAGUUAUGAUUAAUGCAUGGGCACUUGGAAGAGAUCCUGCAUCAUAUACAAAUCCAGAGCAGUUCAAACCAGAAAGGUUCUUGAGUAGUACCAUAGAUUAUAAAGGAAGUAACUUUGAACUAAUUCCAUUUGGGGCUGGAAGAAGGGGUUGCCCCGGAAUUCAGUUUGCUAUGGUUCUUGAAGAGCUUGCGUUGGCAAACAUUGUGCAUAAGUUUGAUUGGGCUUUGCCUCAUCGUGCAAAUAAAGUUGAUUUUGACAUGACUGAAGCUUCAGGCUCAAUUACCCGCAGAAAAUAUCCUCUCAAGGCAAUUGCUACUCUAUUUGAGGGAAAUUACGAGAAGACGAGGGAUUCUUCUUCUUAGGAAAAGUUGUCAGACUAAUUCCGACUUUGCUAUGACCCUAUCUGCAUUCAUCUUUUCAAUGUAAUUUCAUGGUUUGCGCCCCAUUUUCCUCCGAAGAUGGAAAACCAAAAAAAAAAAACUUACAUAAUUUCACACACGCACACACACACUCUCUGUCUCUCAAUUUGGAUAUUUUUAUAUA
Fragaria vesca subsp. vesca is the source of this 1594-nucleotide messenger RNA. Its product is annotated as cytochrome P450 71A8-like. Gene Ontology annotation, molecular function: oxidoreductase activity, acting on paired donors, with incorporation or reduction of molecular oxygen; monooxygenase activity; iron ion binding. The transcript is spliced from 3 exons. Bases 1 to 1413 code for a protein of 470 amino acids. The record is from RefSeq and is a predicted model, not a curated record. NCBI's taxonomy places the organism in Eukaryota, Viridiplantae, Streptophyta, Magnoliopsida, Rosales, Rosaceae.